This is a messenger RNA of Linum tenue, 1128 nucleotides long. Lineage: Eukaryota; Viridiplantae; Streptophyta; Magnoliopsida; Malpighiales; Linaceae. The record is from the annotation of a GenBank genome assembly.
AUGGCUGCCCAAAACCAACACAUAGCUUCUCUACGUCUAGCUCAAGCUGCCAUUUUCUGUGGAAAGGGUUUUGAAGAUGCAGCGGGGUAUGCUCGCUACCUCCAUCACUUUCAAGAUCGUUCCCUGCAUCCCUCUAUCACUCUUGAUCCCUCCAGAUUCAAUAGGUAUGGGAUGGAUGUCCCACGCCUAAUUAGCACUAUUGGAUGGGGGGAUAUUCUUCCAAAUCGCAACUUUGGGUUUCGACCUGAGGCAGUUCGGAUGUUUUCUGCCAAUAUGAAGUCGUGUCUUCAUAUCUCUCCUCCGUGCUUUACAACGAUAGUAUACAACUAUCUGAUCACCAUCAAUGUGGAAUUACUGUCUCUGUUGCUUGGAAUUCCCAUUGCGGGAGCUGAAGUCAUGAAUGAAUCUGACUUUCAUUCAAUCGAGUUCAAUGAAGGAGAUGCUAUGCGCCUGUAUACUCGCGACACUGGACGUUACUAUCCCUCUGAGUUUCAUGCUGGGCGACUCCCAGAUGAUCUUAAAGUGAUGCAUUUCUACAUAACUCGAUGCUUUCUGCCUAGGUCGUUUGGGCUCAACACAAUUUAUCCUUCAGAUCUCUGGAUCCUGGCUAGUGCCAAAGAAAACCGAGUUAUCAGCUAUCCCCAUCUUAUGUUCGACCACAUGUUGAACUUCCAUGCUGAUAACUAUGCUGCUGAUCUACCUUUCGCACCACAGAUUACUCAGAUUCUGCUGGCCUUAGGCAUAGAUCUCCGUUUUAAAGUGGCUCGUGUUGAUAUUCUCGGUUCUCUUCGUGCUCAAUUCGUUCUUCGUAAGGUGGACGCUUCUGUUGGACGUCGUGGCCCCCGAGUCAAUGCUCCAGGGGGAGAAGCAGCAACUGCUGGAGUUCCCUCUCGCCAGGACGGACUCAGCUUGUCUGAGCUAGGAGGGGAUGAAGCAGAGGAAGGACCAGAUACAGACAUGGCAGACAGAGUCGUAAGAGACAAUGGGAAGCGACCAAUGGUGGACCCGCUGGAGGCUGUUCGGGCUAUGUUCAGGCAGGAGGAGGCAAGCAGUAGCAAUAGGGGUCUGAUGAUUGAGGAUGAUGAUACCAUAUCAGACUAUGUACCGUCACCUAGGUUCUCUUUUUAG